CAUGCAUUCCGACCCCCGCAGGGCUAGCUCACAAAGCCCAGCCCACAUGCCUGCCUAAAGCCUUGCUCAGCCUGGCCCUCUCCCAGUGCCGCCGAGACUGAGUAGACAGCUUCAACUCCUGCGCCGAGGGAGAGCAGCGGCCAUGUCUGACUUGGAAGAGGUGGUGGAGGAGUACGAGGAGGAGCAGGAAGCAGAGGCAGCCGUGGGAGAAGAGGAGGACUGGAGAGAGGACGAAGACGAACAGGAGGAGGUAGCAGAGGAAGAGGGUGAGGAUGAGACAGAGGAGGCCAAGGGUAAGGCCCCAGAAGAUGGAGAGGAAGAGGACGAUAAGGAAACUGAAGAUGGCCCCGUGGAGGAGUCUAAACCCAAGCCCAGGCCCUUCAUGCCCAACCUGGUGCCGCCCAAGAUCCCCGAUGGCGAGAGAGUGGACUUUGACGACAUCCACCGCAAGCGCAUGGAGAAGGACCUGAACGAGCUGCAGACGCUGAUCGAAGCACACUUUGAGAACCGCAAGAAGGAGGAAGAGGAGCUCAUCUCUCUUAAAGACAGGAUCGAGAAGCGGCGAGCGGAGCGGGCUGAGCAGCAGCGCAUCCGCACGGAGCGUGAGAAGGAGCGGCAGAACCGCCUGGCUGAAGAGCGUGCCCGGCGAGAAGAGGAGGAGAACAGGAGGAAGGCAGAGGACGAGGCCCGGAAGAAGAAGGCUUUGUCCAACAUGAUGCACUUCGGCGGUUAUAUCCAGAAGCAGGCCCAGACAGAGCGCAAAACUGGGAAGAGGCAGACAGAGCGGGAAAAGAAGAAGAAAAUUCUGGCGGAAAGGAGGAAGGUGCUGGCCAUUGACCACCUGAAUGAAGACCAGCUGAGGGAGAAGGCUAAGGAGCUGUGGCAGAGCAUCUAUAACCUGGAGGCAGAGAAGUUCGACCUGCAGGAGAAGUUCAAGCAGCAGAAAUACGAGAUCAACGUCCUCCGCAACAGGAUCAAUGAUAACCAGAAAGUCUCCAAGACUCGCGGGAAGGCCAAAGUCACCGGACGCUGGAAGUAGAGACUGAGCCACCUCCAUCAGAGAUCAGCUGCCCACCUGCUUGUGUCCUCGCCCUGUCUGCCCCAGCCGCUGUGCCCUCCUGGGCACCCGAGGCCCGCUGCUAUCUGGAGCCCAGAAGCUGGCCCAGCUAGAGGUGCACACUCCCGCCUGCCCCUGCUCACACCAUGCAGUAAUAAAGAGGCAUUUUGCAUGG
Molecule: messenger RNA, 1232 nt
Organism: Ochotona curzoniae (black-lipped pika)
Lineage: Eukaryota; Metazoa; Chordata; Mammalia; Lagomorpha; Ochotonidae
Gene: TNNT2
Product: troponin T2, cardiac type
Exons: 17
Coding region: 143-1039 (298 amino acids)
Biological process (GO): cardiac muscle contraction; regulation of muscle contraction; sarcomere organization
Cellular component (GO): troponin complex
Molecular function (GO): troponin I binding; tropomyosin binding; troponin C binding
Source: RefSeq, a predicted model, not a curated record